This is a messenger RNA of Suricata suricatta (meerkat), 1878 nucleotides long. RefSeq names its product inositol monophosphatase 1 (gene IMPA1). The transcript has 9 exons. The record is from RefSeq and is a predicted model, not a curated record. The coding region runs from base 111 to 944 and encodes 277 amino acids. NCBI's taxonomy places the organism in Eukaryota, Metazoa, Chordata, Mammalia, Carnivora, Herpestidae. Gene Ontology annotation, molecular function: inositol monophosphate 1-phosphatase activity. Gene Ontology annotation, biological process: inositol metabolic process; phosphatidylinositol phosphate biosynthetic process; signal transduction.
GGAAGGACCCAGCCACAGAUCCUGCGUGGAGCCUAGAGAGUCUGACCUCCAGCUUAAGACUUAGGGAUUUUGGCUGCUUUGUCCUGACUUGUGGGAACUCUGCGCUGAAGAUGGCUGAUCCCUGGCAGGAAUGCAUGGACUACGCAGUGACCCUAGCAAGACGAGCUGGAGAGGUGGUUCGUGAAGCUAUAAAAAAUGAAAUGAAUGUUAUGAUUAAAAGUUCUCCAGCUGAUUUGGUAACGGCUACUGACCAAAAAAUUGAAAAAAUGCUUAUCUCUUCCAUAAAGGAGAAGUAUCCAACUCACAGUUUCAUUGGUGAGGAAUCUGUGGCAGCUGGAGAGAAAAGUGUCUUAACGGACAGCCCUACAUGGAUCAUUGACCCUAUUGAUGGAACAACUAAUUUUGUACAUAGGUUUCCUUUUGUAGCUGUUUCAAUUGGCUUUACUGUAAAUAAAAAGAUGGAAUUUGGAGUUGUGUACAGUUGCCUGGAGGAUAAGAUGUACACUGGCAGGAAAGGGAAGGGAGCCUUUUGUAAUGGUCAGAAACUACAGGUUUCACAGCAAGAAGAUAUUACCCAAUCACUCUUGGUGACCGAGUUUGGCUCUUCUAGAACACCAGAGACUGUGAGAACUGUUCUUUCUAAUCUGGAAAGGCUUUUGUGUAUUCCCAUUCAUGGGAUCCGAGGUGUUGGAACAGCAGCUAUUAAUAUGUGCCUUGUGGCAACUGGCGUUGCAGACGCGUAUUACGAGAUGGGCAUUCACUGCUGGGAUAUGGCGGGGGCUGGCGUCAUUGUUACCGAAGCUGGUGGGGUGCUGAUGGACGUGACAGGCGAGCCAUUUGACUUGAUGUCACGAAGAAUAAUUGCUGCAAAUAGUAAAACAUUAGCAGAAAGGAUAGUCAAAGAAAUCCAAGUAGUACCCUUUCAAAGAGAUGAUGAAGAUUAAUUGCAACAGCCUCACCCAUUCACGCACUUUCCCCGUCUCCCCCGUAUUUGCUGACACACUGAUGGUGUUAUAAAAUUUAGGACAUUUAUUUCAGAUGUAUAACAUGAUUGGUUGAAGUGGUCUUUGCUAUCCAGAUUACAAAAUUGCAGUUUGCUAUAUAUUUUACUAAGACUAGGUGUGCAAGAACAGAUGAAAUGUUUCAUUGUUUUAGUAAACUUUGCAUGUAAGAGUGCACUUUGGGAAAGAGACACAGGUAGUUAAGACAAGGUAUCAAUCACCAACUGAAAUAGUCAGCAGUUGUUUAUUUCUAAGUAUAUAUGAGCCUCUGAAAUUUUGACUGUGUACAUAAGCAUUCUUAACUACAAAGUUCUCUUUAGUUCCCAAAGCUAUAUUUAAUUAAAUUUGUAGUAAUAAUAUAAUGAAUCCUUCCUAGCCCAAGGUUUUUUUCCCCCCCAGAGGACCUUGCUUUAUUCAUCAGUAUACAUGUAGCACCUAGCAGAGUAUUUGUCAAACAUGGGUGGUCCAAAAAUAAGCAUUCAAAAGAAUAUUUUGAAGGUAGCAAUUCCUAGUUCUACAUGAAGCAAUGAGCUCGCUCUUUAUUUUUACUCCAGUUGUUAAAGAUGGUCUCAUCCUUUUCAUAUUUUAUAUGUUAUCAUUCCUUUUAACUCUUAACAUUGCCAUGCCAUUUCAAUUCCUUCCUAAAUGUGGGCAUUUCUGCAGUUAAUGUUUUCCAAGACACUACAUUAUAGUAUUUGGAAUUCUCUAAAGUCCCCAUGUAAAAAGAACUAGUUUCAAAGAGGCAUUCUUAUCAGGGAUCUUCAUUCCUACUAUAAUUAGAUAUAGCAUAAACUUGUACUAAAUUCAGGGGCACCUGGGUAGCUCAGUCGGUUAAGGGGCCAACUUCGGCUCAGGUUACGAUCUCAGAGUUUGUGGG